AUGUUAUUUCGACCGCCUCAGCCGCUGCUCCUCCGCCUUCGUGCCGGGUUCGCCUCCUCCUCCCUUUCGCAUGAAAGCCGCAAUGGCCUCCAUAGCCGGCAAACAAGGUCCGUGAGAGUAAAACCUCUCACUGGAUAUGGCACUCAAACGAAUGUCACGGGCUUCGAUGGAAGAUUGAGCGAUAUAAGGAGUUUUUCAAGAUUUCCAGAUCGUGCAGCGGAAAGCUCAGCUACAACCAUUUCUACCACACCAGAUGACUACAUCGGCAUCACUUCCACGGAGUUACAAGCCGGAAUUGACGAGAGCAAACCGGACUUUGCAGCAGCAGAAGAAAAACCUCGAUAUUUCAUAAGACCCACUAAGCAUGGACCGGAUCCUGCAGUGGUGCAUCAACAGGUGGACAAAGUACUUUAUCACUACACAUACAAAGAUGGGACAGCUGGAACCGUUACCAGGCAUGUCAGCAAAGAAAUUCUGGGCCUCGACAAUCAUAUCACGUCGCAGUCGCUUUUUCGGGAUGACUCGGCUGGUGCCGCUCAAUGGCUGGCUGCUCGCGAUGAGAUAGGCGAAGCAUUGGCGUCUGGGAGGGAGCCGCAACGACGCUUGAUGAACUUCGAUUUACGGAGAGAAGAUCAGUUUAUUCUUGACAAACUAAAAGCGCAAACUGAGAAUGCUUUUCGUGGAACCUGGCGGGCGUUGCCCAGAAAGCAGAAGAUGGAACACUGGUACCGCCUGUCGCUCUGGCUAUUACAACAUACCCCUAGCCAGUUACCGAAGUUCCUGCUCGCGACGACCUACAAAGAACUCCGACAACGACCGCCUUUAUUAAUGGUAGCAAAGUGCAUUACACAUCUCAACAGAUUCUCUCCCGGGCUUGUGGAUUCUUCCCUCAUUACAGCUUGCCUAGACCCGAGCACUUGGCCUGUAAUUAGGGCGCCCCAGUCACCUAUUCGGCUCUAUGUGAAUUCGACAGAUCGCGAGCAUGUUUAUUAUGCCUGGCAUAUCCAGCGCAAAAAGAGAACUCAUGUGUCGCCCGCAACCCUGUUAUGUUUCAUGAAACGUUUCACAGAGUUUGGAGACGUUGACAUGGCCCUGAAAGCUCUUGUAGCUGUGCAGUAUCUGAGACACCCUGAUUUUUCCAUGGCUUCGAAAGAGGUUAUACACCACUGCUGCGCACUUCUGAUGCGUGAUACCGUUGUAGAUGAUGGCAACGGGCGCAAUUUUGCCAUCCUUCCAAGACUCGUCGAACUAGGAGUGCAACCCACCCGGGAGAUGUUGAAUGUCGUUCUAUCCAAUGCACUUAAGGGAGGGGAUUCACAAGUGGGCAAUGCUGUAUUGGAUUACAUGAAAAGCAAUCAGCUUGAGCCCGACCAAUUCACCUAUCUAGCUUUGCUUAAAGAUGCUGUCGCCACGGGGGAUAGGGAACGGCUUGGAACCCUGCUGCAUGAGAUCCAGUCUCAAGAGGACCUGCACAAAAACAAGUGGAUCUCAAGCAAGAUCCUCCAUUCACAUUUCGUCUUUACCGCCAAAAGGAUCAACAUAGACGAUGAACCACAAGAGGUCUUUUACUCCAUGUUGGGCAUGUACAACCAGUUACACGAUAUCACACCCCUUAAAGACCUUUCCAUCAUUCCACCCAACUACACCCCGCCUGCCGGAAGCGGUACCUCUGAGCCUUCCGUUGUUGCCUUAUACAUCAUGAUUGCGACCUAUCUUCGGUGUAUGCAAAAUUUCGCUACUACCGAACGUGUUUAUCUCCGUUAUCGAUCUCAUGUGCUACAUGGCCACCGAGCCAUUGCACCACUUGCAGCAACCGAUCACACAUAUAAUGAGUUUUUGGUAGCUUUCCGAAACUACCCUCAGGGAAUGCGACCAGCAGCACGGCUAGUCGAGGACAUGCAGCACUCCGCUACCAAAAAGAUAGCCAACAGCGAACUCGAGCACGUCCCGCCAAGUACUUUGACUUGGACGAUAUUGUUGAGCAUUUUUGUCUUCCAGAAGCAGAGCCAUGCUGCGGAGAGAGUAUUGGCCAUGAUGGAUAGGCACAAUGUCAAGUACUCCAUGGAUACCUGGAACAUGCUCAUAAACUAUCAUGCCAAUGAGCAAAACCACGUCGGACUCGCCGAAACAAUCAAGAAGAUGGAGAGCGAGGGUUUCACCAUGGAUGAACAUUCGAUGCGGUCCUUGCGCUUUCUGCGGGAACCGGAGCGUCUGUGGGUUACUAUCGACGAGCUCGACAAGGCUUCUGAUUCACUCUUUGAAUCGUCAUCCUCCCAGUCAAAGAACGGCCAGCCAGCUCCUUCUCUUCUUGACCAAGGUUUGACGCGCAUGAAGGACAACAUGUCGCAAAAAUGA
Molecule: messenger RNA, 2355 nt
Organism: Aspergillus calidoustus
Lineage: Eukaryota; Fungi; Ascomycota; Eurotiomycetes; Eurotiales; Aspergillaceae
Source: the annotation of a GenBank genome assembly